This is a messenger RNA of Colossoma macropomum (tambaqui), 3753 nucleotides long. RefSeq names its product cell cycle progression 1 (gene ccpg1). The coding region runs from base 178 to 2841 and encodes 887 amino acids. The record is from RefSeq and is a predicted model, not a curated record. NCBI's taxonomy places the organism in Eukaryota, Metazoa, Chordata, Actinopteri, Characiformes, Serrasalmidae. Gene Ontology annotation, cellular component: membrane. The transcript has 12 exons.
UUGUUGUUAUUGAUGAUGGUACAGCGUUGCUGUGUUGAGGUGGAGAGCUGCUCUUUCACAGAGGACAUUUAACAAACCUUUCGUGCUGUGGAUUCGGCUAGCUUUGAUAGCAGCAGGUGCUGAACUUCAUGGUGAUUCAGCUGUAGGCUGUCCUGCUCUUCACCAGCUGUUUAGAAGAUGUCAGAAAGCUCCAGUGAUACGGAGUCCUCGUGCGGAUGGACUGUCAUCAGCAACGAGGGCUCAGACAUCGAGACUCUGGGACCCGAAAACGGGGCAGAUUAUGAUCAGGAAGAGGUGGACAGAGCUCCUGCUCCAGACCAGCCUGCUUCUCCACGAGAGGAGGAUGCUGCGGCAGCAGCUGGAGACUCCUCUCUGGACGCCACUCUUAUAGAAGAGACUGUGGUGGAAGCUGAGUCUGGCCAACAGGCAGGAGAGGGUGCGGGGCUGGAGGAGCAUGUGCCCCUCUGUUCCUCUAGCGAUCACUCUGACAUCAUCACCCUUGGAGACUCCAGGGAGACGGAGAUCGGCGCGUGGGAGGAGCCUGUAGCUAAGGAGGAUGAGGAGACAACGAAUGAGGAGCUUUACCUGGGGACCUCAUCAAGCAGCCAGUAUACUUUCAGUGCUGCAGAGACGACAGCUGCAGGCUGGCUGAAGAUCGGACGUGGUUUUUGCAGGAGUGUCGGACGCUUUAGUGGUCACUUCACAGAACAGCUGUACAGCACUCGCUCUUUCUCAGUUUUCCCAGCAGAGCGUCCCGUGCGCAGAGACUCCUGCAGCACCAGCACUGAAGAUGAGGAUGGUGGGAUGAAGGCCAGUCCGGUGGUGAGGAGGCGCCGGCUGAGGAGGAGCACGGCUGGCUCUGAGCCCGAGGAGCAGCAGGAGGUUCAAAGGGAGAGAGAGGAGGGUGGUGAUGGUGCUGAGGACGAGGCAGAAGAACACAGGGAGGCUCGCAUUUUCGCCCCGCAGCAGCGGCAGGUCAGCGGGACGCUCAACAAAUGCAUCCUGCUCGCCCUUAUCAUUGCCAUCAGCAUGGGCUUCGGACACUUUUACGGCACGGUGCAGAUACAGGAGAGGCACAGGAUGGUGGAGAAGACCCGUGUGAAUGAGCUGAGCGAGACUCGAGAGCUUCAUCAGUGUCGGAGAGAGAAAGACACUGUCAGCAAGGAUGUGGUUGAAAGUCUGAGGGAAGACCUUGAGGACAAGCGAGACAUGGUGAUGUCCCUGACAGGCAUUAUGGAUAAGAUUACCAAAGAAAACCAGCAUCUCAGAGCCAAAGACGCUGAACUGCAGGCACAGAGAGAAGAUUUGUUUGAACAGCUUCAACAGGCCAAGACUGAUAUGGAGUCUCGCCAGAAGCACCUUGCUUUGGAGAACCAGGCCCUAAAGAGUUCCCUGGAGCGUGAGGAGGCAUCUCUAUCUGUGCUCCAGGAUGAGCUACGGCACCUCCGUGCUCAGAUCCGCGAGCUCGAGGAGAAAGGCGCUGGCGCGGACUCGAUCCUGUCCGAGAACCAGCGCCUGAAGGACCACCUGUUGGAGGAAAAGCAGAGGGUCCGGAGCUUCCUCAAUCAGAAGGAGGCACUGAUGGCAGAGGCACAGGUGCUGCGGAAGGAGCUGGACAAGGAGCGGAAGGUGACGGACAAGCUGAGGGAGGAGCUGGAGGAGUUGAGCCAGAAGGAUUCUGGAACAGAUGAGGACCCUGAAACAGAAGAACUCCAGACACGACUUCAGGAACUGGAGAAGAAGCUGAGCUUUGAGCAGCAGCGUUCGGAUCUGUGGGAACGUCUGUAUGUGGAAACAAAGGAAGAGAGAGCCAAAGGAGACAGGCAGAUCAAGGCCAGGAAACCCAAAGAAGGAAUGAUGGGGAAGGUGAAGGAGACCUUUGAUGCGGUGAAGAAUUCCACCAAGGAGUUUGUGCACCACCACAAGGAGCAGAUCAAGAAGGCCAAAGAAGCUGUCAAAGAGAACCUUAAGAAGUUCUCGGAUUCUGUCAAGUCGACAUUCCGGCACCUUAAGGACUCGGCAUUGGACAUUUUCGAGAGGAGCCAACGACCGCAGCAGAAGAGGUCCCAUGAGAGGAAGGAUGCAAAGAUUCAACAGCAGCAAUUCAAGAAAGAGGGUUUCAAAGAGCAAAGUGACAAACGUACGGAAGAUACCCACUGGCAGCACCACAGGCCUCUGCACCAACACCCUCGCAAAUCCACAGUGGACUCCUCUUCCUUCCAGGCGGAUCGCAACAUACGCAAAUCAGGUGCCCAGAAGGAACAAGUAAUCAUGGGACAGAGAGCUGUGCCCAAAGGGUGCACCGGCGUGUUCGACUGUGCCUACCAAGAGUCAAUGAGCCUCUUCAACAAAGCCAUGGACCCUAUAAGAGCAGACGAGUUCAACCAGCUCCUCCAUAGCUACCUCCAGCAGGAAGUGGGCCAUUUCCACCACUGGAGGGAGCUGGAGAGCUUUAUCAAUAAUUUCUUCCAUAACGGACUCUUUAUUCAUGACCAGAUGCUGUUCACGGACUUUGUCAGCGGCGUCGAAGACUACCUGGAGGAUAUGGAUGAGUACCAGGGUGGAGAUGAUGAAGUUUUUGAAGAUCUGGAUGAUUACAUAUACAGGCACUUCUUUGGGGAUACAUAUUUAAAACGAUACGGCCCAAGUCGACCCUUGGAAGGGCCGGGGUCUAAGGUCAAAGCGGAGCAGGCGUGCCAGCGGCAGCAGCGAAAGCACCAACAUUCGCGCCCUCUGCACCCGCGGGACAGGAAAUGGGCCCGUUCGGGACGCAGCCCCGACAGACACUUUGCUGACGUCAAAAUAGAGCUGGGGCCCAUGCCGUUCGAUCCCAAAUACUAGCACACAAUGCAGAUCUUAGUUGUUUCUGUUGUAGCUCCUAAAGUGAUCCUGUUGCAACGGAGGUUUUUUUUUUUUAUAAAAGCAUUUCCUCCCCAGUUUUUGUGAUUUUGCACAAAUAUAAAUGCUGGUUGAAUGUGCUCCCUAUCUGUCGCUGUUUUUUGCGGUCAGCUGUCACUAGGUGCGAAUACAGGCAGUAGUCAAUGUCGCUUUGUCAAAGCUUUCUUAGACGGUCCGCAGAAAGAAGUUUGUUAAGAAACAAGUUCAUUAUAAGACAGAUUUUUGUUCUGGCUUUCCUUGUUAGAAGUGAUUUUUGCCAGUUUGCUGUAUGAAUCAUAAUCGUAUGUUUGAGAAGGCACGUAAUUUAAAGUACGAACUUUUUGAUUAAGAAAAAAAAAACUCUGAAAAUCAUAAUAGUGAUCCAAUUGGACUACUUUAUAUCAGAUAAUCUGUAUAUGUCAUAAAAGUAAAGGAGUUACAGUUAACUAUGGACUGAUAAUCAGCUGAAAAAGACAAUAUUCCAUUUUUGCAAGGACCAAAUAAGCACUUAGAAUUUAUUCUACUGAAAUUUCAGCUGUAAAAUUCCUCUGUGGUAGCAUCGGGAACCUUCGCAUUAAAUCAUUUUUGGAGAUACCUUCCUUUGGUGUGUUGUUCCGUGUGCUUUGGUUUUCUUACUGCUGCUAAAUGUCAACACUGAUUAGAAUUUAUCUACUAGAAAUAAUACAGAGGCGUGAAAUAUUGAAGUUGCCAUCUUGUGUGCAAUGUGUUUUUUUUUGCGCUUGUAAUGUUAAGUAACAUUCCAACUGAAGCGUUGUUUUCUGGAAAUUCUGCAAAAUGUAAUUAUUUUUUGUUUGCUGUCGCGCUAAUCAUUAUGCACGAAAGUCCCUAGAAUAAAAACUCAAGAUUAAAAACUGA